This is a messenger RNA of Raphanus sativus (radish), 486 nucleotides long. Its product is annotated as protein DOWN-REGULATED IN DIF1 11-like. The transcript has a single exon. Bases 1 to 486 code for a protein of 161 amino acids. NCBI's taxonomy places the organism in Eukaryota, Viridiplantae, Streptophyta, Magnoliopsida, Brassicales, Brassicaceae. The record is from RefSeq and is a predicted model, not a curated record.
AUGGAGACUAAGACAAUUUUCAAGGCAUUUUUCAUAAUCACCACUUUAGUGUCAUAUGUGUAUCCAAGUUUGGGUCAAGAAGAUGUUGACGAUGAACCACUGGUCAAUCCUGCUCGCAAGUUUGAUACAUUGUAUGCGACGUCGCCAGCUUCGGAAGAUUACGAUAAUUAUAUUCUAAAGAACCUCCCACCAAAAUACAAAACAUAUAUAGGAACAUGCAUGGGCAAGAUGGGGUAUAUUGGUGUUAAGAAAUGUGGUGAUGAUGUUCUUAAAGAAAUUCUUACCAAUGAACCUGUUUCAAGAGAGUGUUGUAUGGAGGUAGUAAGAGCUGGAAAAAAAUGCCAUAUGGCAAUUAAUAAGUUGAUGUUUCGAUUUUAUCAACUCAAACGUUUUGCUUCUCAAGUUUCUUUCAAAAUUAAUGAUGUUUGGAAUAGAUGUUCUGCUGAAGUUGAAAGUCCUUCAUCAUCUGAUGAUGACACAAUUUAG